Filobasidium floriforme is the source of this 2277-nucleotide messenger RNA. RefSeq lists its product as uncharacterized. Gene Ontology annotation, biological process: DNA-templated transcription; regulation of DNA-templated transcription. Gene Ontology annotation, cellular component: nucleus. The record is from RefSeq and is a predicted model, not a curated record. The coding region runs from base 257 to 2203 and encodes 648 amino acids. Gene Ontology annotation, molecular function: DNA-binding transcription factor activity, RNA polymerase II-specific; transcription cis-regulatory region binding; zinc ion binding. Lineage: Eukaryota; Fungi; Basidiomycota; Tremellomycetes; Filobasidiales; Filobasidiaceae. The transcript is spliced from 9 exons.
UCCAGAUAGCUGGCGUAUGUUAAAAAGAGGCUGAUGGCGUGUGCGGAAAGUCAGUACUUGACGUCCCAUCAGUACCGCUUUUUUCUGCACCUCACGACUUUUCUGCCUCCCUGUUUACUUUUUCGGUGUCAAUCGCCGAUGAUGCUGGCUGGUUGAUCACUUGUGCUCGGAUCGCUCGAAUGCACUCUGCAAACCAUCAACGUCACCGAGAAGCGGUGAUCCUGGCUCGUUUAUCAGAUAUAUCGAUCCGGAUCUGAUGAUAUCCCAACAGCAGUCUCGUCAGGGACGAAGGACUGCUUGCACGAGUUGCAGGGAAAACAAGCUGAGAUGCCUGUAUGCUCUACCUGAUUCUGAAGAUCAAGACCCAUGUCAUCGAUGUGUCCGGCUAGCAAUACCCUGCCGAUAUCAACCCAAACGCAAGAGAGGUCCUCAGAACGGAGGAGCCCAUGAGCCGGGCGAGAGCGAAGUAUCAAGCAGGACGAGAAGCCGGCCCGAACCGUAUACCAGACCAGAGCGGUAUUCGGGAACGAGAGAGAGGGCGGCGAACCCAGAGAUUGAAUGUGGAUAUGUAUCAGAGCCAGCCGAUUUCGUUGGCGAGCAGGACAACGUCGAAGACAGCGAGGCGGGCCAACCUCGAAAUGAACCUGGUUCAACAUCGAGUUCUACCGCUACUAUUUUACCCGGAACAUACCCGAUGGCAUUCUUAUCAAUGUUGGAUCUCAUGGAAAGUGAUGUGCGACGUUCGAUUCCCCUUCCAUCGUCCGAUCAUCCGCCUCAAGCAGGGUCGAGCGGAAGGAACCGAAGCCCAAUCGGGAUCGAGCCUUCAACAAGCAAUGCAACGCGGGCUAGACACGAGUCAAUGGAGGAUAGUCUAAACGACACCAUAAGAAGCGUCUUGUCUCCAGAACACGAGACCUAUCUGUUUGAACGCUUCUUUGAGAAGAUGAAUGCCUAUAUCGCUAUCUUGGACCCUGAACUUCAUACCAUCGAUUAUUGUCGACGCACCUCUGUCGAUCUAUUCCUAGCGAUUAUCACUGCAGCUUCUCAAGUGUACAUGCCACGACUUUACGAAGCCCUCUUGAACCUCUUCAAACCCAGACUCGGAGAAGCCCUCGUAGAAGGCCACAGCAGCAUUGGGUUGGUCCAGGCGAUCAGCAUUCUUUGCGUAUGGAAGGCUCCGAGGGACCACGGGUCGUGGCUGCGAGUCGGAUAUGCAAUACGGAUGGCUUAUGAGUUGGGUUUGGACAUGCCGAACGCUCGACCCCUUCCUCUUGAUCAGCAUGCUGCUCGCGAGAUUUUGAACAAAGAGCGGACUUUCCGACAGCUUGCUUGCUUCGAUCGUACUAUGUCUCACUUGCACGGUCGGACCCGUCGGAUGAUAGAUGCGCAGGUCCUGGACUCUAUCGAUCAAUGGCUUUGCGACCAUCCUACAGUCUAUUGCUAUGCGGACACCAUGCUGGCCGCCUCUUUUCCACAUGGAGAAGCGCUCAUCGAUCUUUUGAACGGUUCUCAGAAAAGCUUUGACGUUGCCACACGGCUACUUGUCAUCAGGAACAUGGAGAUACAAACAGAUCGAUGGGAGGAACGCUGGUUUGGCAACGAGCCUCCAAAGCCGAUGCACCCUACAUCAAAGGCAAUCGUCGGGUUCUAUCACCUGGCAGCCCGGAUGGACAUAGCCGAAUGGCGUCUCCGCUCGUCAGAUCAAGAGGAUCAUGUUGCAGCAUUGGCCCAAGCUAUAGGGCAGGGAAUCAAGGGGCUCAACUAUGUCGUGGACGUGUUGGGUCCAGCAGAGGUCCUACUGUUUGCCCCUGACUUUAUCACAUACAAGGCAUCCAAGAUGGCUGUGCUGCUCACGCGAUUAGGGGAACAAAUGGAUAGCCAGUUGCUCGAGAACGUUGAAAGGCUAUUCUCUUCAGUCUCGACCACCUGCUUUCGCUUCAGUCACAGCGAAAACAUCCCGCACUUUCAGGCAAGAUUCUUUGAUCGAUUGGCGCACAUUGUUAGAGGCGUUUGGAACCGCUUGGUUUCCGAGCCGGAGGAGACUCCCGUUCUGGAGAGACCAGCGAUAUCGGAUCAAACUGCAUUGAAUGUGAACAUACCUGAGUUCGAUUGGUCGGAUCCGGGCGCCCUGACCAGACUCUUGGAACAGUCCCAAGAAUGGUCUGUUCAAGUGUCCUGCGGGUCAAGAGCUCAGAAAGUCUGACGAAGUGUUGACACAGGUUUUCGUUCGACCUGGAUAUCGGCGACAGUUGGAGAACGUGAUCCUGAUAGGUCCGC